AUGGAACUCAACCGAGAACAUUUUCGCGCCAUAAUUUAUUACGACUUUCAGAGACAAUUAUCGCAACAAGAAUGCCUUGCUGAGUUACAGUCUGUUUUCGGCAACGAAGCGCCACAUCAGUCGACAAUUACCCUCACCCAGGAAAACGUCGAUGCUGUGCGCAAACUCAUCAUUGAAGAUAGACAUGUGACAUAUCGCGAGAUUGCGGCGUCCUUGAAGAUCUCAAAGACCUCAAUUCAAAAAAUUUUACAUGAAGAACUAGGAGUAAGAAAAUUAGUUUCUUGUUGGAUACCCCACCUGUUGACUGACGAGCAGAAAGCAGCCAGGGUUAAUUGGUGUCAAAAAACGCUUGACCUUUUCAAUUCCGGAAACUCCAAAAAUGUGUACAGCAUUGUUAGUGGUGACGAAUCGUGGAUUUACUGUUAUGAACCAGAAAAUAAACGACAGUCGGCUCCAACAAAAGUGUUCCGUUCUCGAAGUGUUUCGAAAAAGAUGGUCGCGACAUUUGUGUCAAAAGCCGGUCAUAUUGCAACAAUUCCUCUUAAUGAGCAAAGAACUGUUACUGGGGAUUGGUAUACCACCAUUUGUUUGCCAAAAGUCAUCACCGAGCUUCGAAAAAUCAACCCCGAAAAAAGAAUCAUCCUCCACCAAGACAAUGCAAGCUCGCACACAGCCCAAAAAACAAGGCAGUAUUUAACGGAGGAAAACGUGGAAUUAUUAGACAAUCCUCCAUAUACGUAUAGUCCCGAUCUAAGUCCUAACGAUUUCUCUACUUUCUCGAAAAUUAAAAACAGACUGCGUGGUAAAAGGUUCCAGUCACCAAAAGAAGCAGUUGACGCAUUCAAAAAUGCCGUUUUGGAUCUGCCAGCAAACGAGUGGAAUAAGUGCUUCGAAAAUUGGUUCGAGCGCAUGCAGAUGUGUAUUAAUCUUCGUGGAGAAUACUUCGAAAAACAAUAA
Messenger RNA from Acanthoscelides obtectus, 957 nucleotides. The record is from the annotation of a GenBank genome assembly. NCBI's taxonomy places the organism in Eukaryota, Metazoa, Arthropoda, Insecta, Coleoptera, Chrysomelidae.